Molecule: messenger RNA, 749 nt
Organism: Colossoma macropomum (tambaqui)
Lineage: Eukaryota; Metazoa; Chordata; Actinopteri; Characiformes; Serrasalmidae
Exons: 4
Coding region: 56-688 (210 amino acids)
Source: RefSeq, a predicted model, not a curated record
AGUGCAGAACGCAACGUGUGGAGAAUACAGGGAGCAUCAGCAGCAUCAAACAGCCAUGAAGCUCCAGUAUCUUCUCUGGCUCAUCUUUUUGUUUGGCCCUUGCAUGGCAGGACAUUUCCACAGAACCAAUGCAACUACCUCAGAGGGCCACCGGCACCUGGAGCCAUCCCAGCUGGAGCUUCUCUCCUUGGGCCAGAAACAGCUGCUGUCUGACCUGGAUGAGAGCACUGGGCGCUUGGUCAGGCAGGACAGUGUGGUGUCUGUGGAACUGGACAGACAGAUGCAAGCUUUGGAGGAGGUCAGAAGACGAGGGAAGAAGGUUGGAAGAAUGAAGGCUCAGGUAAAGGCUGACCUCCAGUUGCUCACUGCCAGAGGGGAGAGGCUGCAGACUGCCGCCUGGAGGCUGAGAGAUGAGCUGGGUGCCCUAAAGACUAGCCAGAAUGGAGCAGUUCAGCGGAUAAAGAAAGUGCUCGCUAUAGUUCUACUGUUAAGUGGCUCAGCCGCAAAGGCGCACUCUCCAGUAAACAUCGCUCAGCUCAAGGAGAUGAUGGACUCUCAGUCCAGAAGGCUCUCCAAAUUAUCCCUGGAGUUAACAACACAUGAUGAGCUCAUGGUGAAACGUCAAAAGGAAAUCACUGACCUUGAGCAGCAGGUGUCUCACCAGGGGGCUACGCAACAAGAGGCCUAGCAGAGGUUGAUGCUUCCUCACAAGGCCACCGUUCUCUCUUGAAACUCAUUCUGCAUUCUGU